Messenger RNA from Dermacentor albipictus, 3216 nucleotides. RefSeq names its product protein krueppel-like. Lineage: Eukaryota; Metazoa; Arthropoda; Arachnida; Ixodida; Ixodidae. Gene Ontology annotation, biological process: regulation of transcription by RNA polymerase II. The record is from RefSeq and is a predicted model, not a curated record. Gene Ontology annotation, cellular component: nucleoplasm; nucleus. Gene Ontology annotation, molecular function: RNA polymerase II cis-regulatory region sequence-specific DNA binding; DNA-binding transcription repressor activity, RNA polymerase II-specific.
UGACGCCCCAUCAGUAUGCAAACGACGACGUGCCCGUUCUCAACGGUCGGCCGCCGCUCGCGAUCGGAGGGCCGCGCUCUCCCAUUGGCGGACGCGCGCGGUCGGGGCCUCCGAUUGGCCGCCGGGGCGCGGGCGGAGCGCUCGGAUUGGUUCGCCCGCCGGCGGCGGUGCGCGGCCUCCCCGCGCGGGGUGCCCCCCGGCGCGGGAGGACCGGCGGCGGCCUUGACGGCACUCGCUGCUGUGCUGCGGGCGCGCGCGUCACGCUGGCCGCGCGUUCUGUUUGUCUCUCGUCGGAUGUGGGCCCGGCCCAGCCGGCGGAUACCGCCGCGACGUCGACGUGCCACCGGGCCGCCGUGAGGAGGAGGCUCGCGCAGGAUUCACCGCGCUGGUCGCCGGCAUGCGAGCUGCUGCGCUCCUACUGCUGCAGGUCACCGGAGUGCGAUGAAAGAGGCCAGUGAGGCCGAGGAAUGUCGCAGCAACGGCGGCAGCCCCGGCAGCGCGGCGAGCACCACGAGCGGCGGCGGCAACGGCGCGGCGGGCUCUUCCUCGGCGCCGUCGAGCGCCGGCGGCAUCGGCGGCGGAGGCUCGCGCAGCCCGCCGCUCCCGGGCGCCGCAUCCUCGACGACGGGAGAGCUGGCCUUCCUCUCGAACCUGCUGGGACGACGCGAGGCGCCGCGCGACAAGGUCUUCACGUGCACUGUCUGUAGGCGAUGCUUCGGCUACAAGCAUGUGCUGCAGAACCACGAGCGCACGCACACGGGAGAGAAGCCGUUCGAGUGCCGCGAGUGCCACAAGCGCUUCACGCGCGACCACCACCUGAAGACGCACAUGCGGCUGCACACGGGCGAGAAGCCGUACCACUGCACGCACUGCGACCGCCAGUUCGUGCAGGUGGCCAACCUGCGCCGACACUUGCGGGUGCACACGGGAGAGCGGCCGUACGCCUGCGAGCUGUGCGACUCCAAGUUCUCCGACUCGAACCAGCUCAAGGCGCACAUGCUCAUCCACAAGGGCGAGAAGCCGUUCGAGUGCCAGCUCUGCUUGGGCCGCUUCAGGCGCCGCCACCACCUCAUGCACCACAAGUGCCCCAAGGACGAGGCGAACGCCGGCAAGCCGCGCCGCGGCCGGAGACCCCGCGCCUACGAGGUGGCCGUCUCGCCGCCUUCCUCCCUGGCCGCGACGGCCGCGGUACCCGUCAACAACAGCCUGGCCGCUGCCGCCGCGCUCUCGCCCACCGCCGCGGCCGCCGCCGUGAUCCCGCCCGCGGCCCACUCGGUCAUCGGGGGACCUCCCGGCGAGCCGCCCAAGAGCCGGCGGAAGCCGCGCCACACGAUCCGCAUCCUGACGCCACAGCAGCGCGACCUGUUCCUCGAGACGGAGCAGACCGAGCCGCUGGACAUGUCCAUGUCGCCAACGCCGCUGCUGCUGCCGUCGACGCCGUACCGCUACCCGACGCCCGGCGUGCUCGACCUGUCCAGCUCGCGGUCCGACUCCGAGGCUCCCGAAGACGAGGAGGACGGCGAAGAGGACAUCAUGGAGGAACCCGAAGAAGAGGAGCAAGACCUGCGCAUCAACCACGACCACCGACACAAGGAGCUGCUCGCCGAGCGGCUGCAGGGCGUUGUCGACCACCACCGACUCGCGGCCGUGGACCACCGGCUCACGGCGGUCGACCACCGGCUGGGCGUCGGCAUCGACCACCGGCUUGCCGUCGACCACCACCGGCUGGGGGAGCGGCUCGAGGACCGGCUGGCCGCGGGCUUCCAGCUCGACCUGGUGCGGCGCCGGGGCCUUGCCCACGGGCUGGCGCUGCCGCACGUGCUCCCGCCCGUCCUGACACGAGGCCUGUCCAGCUCGCCGGACCACGACGGUGACAACACGAGCAACGGAUCCUUCGCCCUGGCCGCCUCGUCCUAGCCCGAUGCUGCGGCCCCUUCCUCUCCGGCGGAGCAGAGGAAGUAUCUUUGCACUUCCUCGCACGGACUCCCAUGUCGGCGUCUCCCGUUGUUAAACCCUCCCCCCAGUUCCCCUGCCUCGUUGUUCCCCGAGGCCGCCUGUCCAGUGCGGGGCGCGCCGACCGUCGUUGUGCUCCACUGUAUAAGCGGGGAGACCCGCGUGCGUGUGUUGUAACGGACUUGUGCGGACACCAUUUGCCGCUCGACGAUUGUAGCGAGUGUGAGUGUGCCUGCCAACGGGUAUCGAGCGAGGUUUAAAAAGAGGAAAUCAAACGUUUUUUGACGGUUGAAUAUCAAAAAAAGUGGCGCGCUCUUUAUUUUCCUUGUAUGUAUUUUGCGAAGGUGUUUGUGAACGUAUAGAAUAUUAUACAUACAUAAAUAUAUUAUAUAAAUAUAUAUACAUAGACAGAGAUAUUUGCAGUGUGCAUAUUGUAAAGAAAGAUGGAGAGAGUUAAGUGACGUAUAGGGAAGCAGCACACGGCAGCACGGCUCCGUUUCCACGCCCUUUGCGUGCCCACCUGUGUGGUACAUAGACGCGCACGCCCAUCAAAAAGAAAGGCUUCUUUCUCUCCGUUCAGGCGCUUCCCGCUCCUUGAGCAACACGGCGCGCGGAUCGAGCGAUUCUCCCAGCGCGCUCUCCCGUUUCCUUUAUAUUAUCGGAAAAAAAAAAAAGAAAACGCUCCCGCCUGUGUGUGUACGUCUGUCUCUGCGAUACAUCAAAACCGCAAAACCUGUUCUUCAAAGCGUUCGCUACUCGUCCCAAAGGAUCCAGAAUCAAAGGCUUUUGCGAAAUAUCAAAAAUAAGGAAAAGAAAGCUAAGGACACGCGAAGGCCAUGCCACACCAAGCGCGUUGUCCACGGUGAAUACGGGUAUACAUAAACCACGCCGCUCGCCAUAUUGUACCGAGUGUAUAAUAGCAUAUACGUUUGGCGCGGCGGCGUGGCAUCGUUAUAACGUGACGUUUGAGAGCGACCUUUCUAUAUAUAUAUGCGGGAAUGCGGGCAACGCGUAUAGGUGGGUGUGUUCGGUACAAGCGUUCGGCGUCGCGCGCUUGCGCGCGUGUGGGAGCGUGUUACGAUGAGAGGCGGCCUGUAGGCGGCUCGUGCAAUGAAGUGCGGCGCUCUGCUCGCCGCUUUCAGCUCCGUAUGAUCUCUCCGUUGGUUCGCCGGCGAAGCGCGUGGGACGCGCCCUCGUGGCUGUGUGAAUGAAAUGCCCCAUCCCAUCAUGCCCUACACAGUUCGGCAGCCGUUUCUUGCUCAU